UCAGCUCAUCACGAGAUGCCAUUUCGUGGCAAAGCGGAAAGUCGGAAAGGUUUUUCUUUUUUGUUAAAACCCUGCAGCAAACCGCAGCCGCCGGCGAGGAGACCGCCGAUCCACUCCCGCCGCCAUGUCGCAGAUCCUCUUCCGCCGUAUCGCCUCCCACUCCUACGGAAUCCGCGAUAGCGGCUGUUGCCGCCGCCUCGCCUCGGCAGGCGGCCACCACUAUUACGGCGGUGGCGAGAGGCGGCGGGCACCGCCGCAGGAUGACGAGAGCCGCGCGGUGCGAGUGUCGGUGUGGUGGGACUUCGAGAACUGCCACCUCCCCAACGGCAUCAACGUUUUGCGCGUCGCCCCGCGCGUCGCCGCCGCCCUCCGCGCCGCCGGCAUCCGCGGGCCGCUCUCCAUCACCGCCUUCGGCGACGUGCUCCAGCUCGCGCGCUCGUCGCAGGAGGCGCUCGCCGCCACCGGGGUGUCCAUCUCCCACGUCCCGCGCAAUGGGAAGAAUAGUUCUGACCGUUCAUUUAUGGCUGACCUUGUCUACUGGAUUGCUCAGAACCCUCCACCAGUCCAUUUUUUCCUUAUAUCUGGGGACAGAGAUUUUGCAAACAUUUUGCAUCGUUUGCGAAUGAGCAAUUAUAACAUACUCCUUGCUUGUCCUAGUAGUGCUACCAGUGUACUGUGCAGUGCAGCAACAAUUAUGUGGCCUUGGGAAGCUUUAGUUAAAGGCGAGGAUUUCUCGCCAAAGCAUUUUAACCACCCACCCGACGGUUUAUCUGGAUCUUGGUAUGGUCACUGCAAAGGAGCCCUCGAUGACCUCUUCGUGGAGACAGAAUCAGAGGAACCCAUCAAGGUACCAUCUGAUUCCAAGCAUUGUCCAAUACCAUCCGAUUCCAAGCAUUGUUCAAUCCCCAAAUAUGUUACAAAUGCAAUUCUGGAGGCGCUACAUUCAUAUCCUAAAGGGGUGAGCCUCUCAGAGCUUCGAGGAGAGCUUAAAAAGAACAAUAUUUUUCUGGGUACGGAUUUCUUUGGCCACAAGAAGUUCUCUUGCCUUCUCCAAUCGAUGCCAGAUAUUGUUGAAUUUCUUGAUCCUCCACCUGGUGAAAACCAGCCAUAUGUAACUGCGGUCAACAAUAGAUUGCUGCAGCCUGGUGAACAAAGUUCUAAGAUUCAGAGUUCAGCUCAAUGUAAUGUCAAGGAGAAUAACCUCACUCGUACAGAACACAAUGAUAAGACACAUCCAUCUUUUAUGUCUGAACAAGAUUCUAAGCCCCUAAGUUCUUCUCAGAGUAUUGAUGGGAACAGAAGCUUCACAGAGACUGUAAACGAAAAUCCACCUACAUUUGCUGUUUCGUCUUCCCCAUCAGAUGUGUUAUCUAAGGAUCAGAAGGAGUACCCAACAGCUGAUGUGAAUGCACGUACAGAAUCACCAGCCAACCACAGGGAAGUUGAUGAAAGGACUAACCCUGGAACUCCCUCUUCCUCAGGGAUGGAAAAUUCUGUUAACAAAGAUGGACUCUUUAAAAGGAUCUGGAUGCUGUGGAAUGGCUCCGAGAAUGCUAAGUAUGAGGUUUCUCAAAAUAGUGAAAGCACUUCUGCUGAAGUUGUUGAUGAUUUGCAAACUCCUCCACAAGAGUGUAAUGCUGAUCACCGUAGGAAGCUUUUGAAAAGGAUCCAUAAGAAUGGCCGCUCAGAUGGCUCUGAUAGUACUGCAGCAGUAAGUUUUAAUUUGUCAAGUUUAUCUGAUGAUGGCCGUUCUGAAAACAUAAAGAGAGAUCCAUCAAUUCUUGAGAACUCAGAACCGUCUAGUGGACCUGCAUCUCUUCCCAUGGGUAAAGCUGGGAAAAAGGAUGAUACUUCUGAUAUGAAUAAGGGCUUAUUUAGUUGGACAUCAAGGUGGUGGACAUUUGGAAAAUCAGAUGCAGAUAAUAUUACAACCAAUAUAAAUGCCAUUGAUGAAGCAAGGACAGACUCAAUUGAAGAAUCUGAAUCUUCAAAUGCUUCAACUUAUGGAAGUGGAGAACAAGUGGUUAAUGAAAUAUUCACAAAAUCUUACUUUUGGGAUAUUUUGGAGCAACAGUUGUCAAAACCUCUUGGGUCUGAGCUUGUUUCAAAAGCGAAGACUAGGGAGGAGUUGGUGCAUGGAUUGCAGAAGUUAGGUUGUUGGCCUCUCAAAGGCCUCUGUGAGAACGAUCUGCAUCAGCUGGUACAUUUGUUAGUUUCUGAAAAGAAAUGGAUUGAAGAAACUCCUCCCAGACAUUUCCCUUUUCGUCUUACCCUCCUUCACAAGAGGACAUGUGUUCCAUCGAAUUCCAGCAAGUACAAUGGUCUCAGUUCUAUUUUUUCUAAUGGUAAGUCGUCGCAGCAGGGUAAACAUGUCAAUGAUAACAGUAGGACGAGCAGGCCUCUCACUAGGGAGGAAAUACUAUCAGAUUGCCACAAGUUGUUGAAGGAGCUUCUUUCACAAUAUGAAUAUGGAUUUAACAUCAGCAUUUUCAAGCUUCGUUUUGCUCAGAAGCAUGGAUAUGAGCUUGAUCACCAGAAGCUUGGGUAUCCAGACUUGGAAUCACUGUUGCAGAUAAUGCCUGAUGCGAGGAUAAAAUUUCCAAGGGUUCUACGUGCAGAAAAUGGAAAUGGACAGGCUGGCAGCAAGCGAAAUGGAAUUCAAACCAACGGUGAUGACUUCAUUUGGGAGGAACUUGGUCCCGUGUCUGCCACUACAGAAACUACUGCAGGGAAUGAUAAGGAAACAUGCUACUGUCCUCCCACUCCUUCGGAUGAUGAAUUCUCAGAUAACGAUAAUCAAUCCGACCAACAAACUAGAAGAGAUGCUGAGCAGAGCUCACUUCUCCAAAUUAUUGAUUCUUGGAACAGUAGCAAGGAUGGUGGUUCUAGCAAGGAACCUCAGGACAUUGAUAAGCUUGUGGAUUGUUCUAGAAGCGCACACAGGCCUACAAGGCUAUCACAUAAACAAUAUUCUUUUGUGUCGGACUCUGAGGCAGAUAAAGAGAAGGAUAAGCUGGUUGAGAGCGUCUUGGGCAGUCUGCAGAAAGCACAGGGCUCAAAGGUGCACAGUUGAAUUUUUUCUAUAUGCAAAAAUGCUCAAAUUUGCUUCUUUUGGCGCUGCAUGGAUUGACGGGAGUUAUCUAACAGAGUAUCAUUCUCAGUCCUUUUUCAACUUAAGAGAACAUGUUUAUGAUGCCGUGUUUAACUGGUACCGACGACCACAAGCUAGCGGGAAUUCUCGACACUCGAUAGGAACUUGCUGCUGUCUUGGUUGGUUUGAGAACUGUUGAACUAACUCACCAAUUUCUCUGCCGAGGUCGUAUUACUGUGGAAUAAAGUGGAGCAGUGCGAUUCUUCAUGAA
Messenger RNA from Phragmites australis (common reed), 3362 nucleotides. RefSeq lists its product as uncharacterized. NCBI's taxonomy places the organism in Eukaryota, Viridiplantae, Streptophyta, Magnoliopsida, Poales, Poaceae. The transcript has 3 exons. Gene Ontology annotation, cellular component: peroxisome. The coding region runs from base 125 to 3073 and encodes 982 amino acids. Gene Ontology annotation, molecular function: RNA nuclease activity. Gene Ontology annotation, biological process: regulation of gene expression. The record is from RefSeq and is a predicted model, not a curated record.